Molecule: messenger RNA, 2053 nt
Organism: Dipodomys ordii (Ord's kangaroo rat)
Lineage: Eukaryota; Metazoa; Chordata; Mammalia; Rodentia; Heteromyidae
Gene: Nherf4
Product: PDZ domain containing 3
Exons: 11
Coding region: 20-1537 (505 amino acids)
Biological process (GO): protein localization to plasma membrane
Cellular component (GO): apical plasma membrane
Molecular function (GO): signaling receptor binding; protein-membrane adaptor activity
Source: RefSeq, a predicted model, not a curated record
CUCGAGCACAGAUCCAAGUAUGGAGGCAGCUGCAGUAGGUCUUCGGGACAUGGCUUCAUUCACUCCGAAGUUUAAGUUUAACCCCAAGCUGGGCAUUGAUAAUCCUGUCCUCUCCCUGGCCGAAGACCACCAGGACAGCUCUGAUCCCUGGAACCCGAAGCAGCCUCGCUUCUGUCUGCUGAGCAAGGAAGACGGCAAGAGUUUUGGUUUCCACCUGCAGCAUCAGCUGGGCAGAGCUGGACAUGUGGUAUGCAGGGUAGAGCCUGGCUCCUCUGCCCAGAAACAGGGUCUCCGAGUAGGAGACCGGAUCCUGGCAGUGAACAGCAAUGUUGUGGACCGUGAGGACCACAUAGUGGUAGUACGCCACAUCCGGGCCAGCGGUCCCCGGGUGCUGCUCACGGUCUUGGCGCAGCACGUGUAUGAGGUGGUCCGAGCUCAGCAAGAGAGCGAUGCCCGCCUCUGUCCUCUGCUAGGCCUGGGGGUCCGGCCCCGGCUGUGCCACGUAGUGAGGGAUGAGGGCGGCUUUGGCCUUAGUGUCAUCCAAGGAGCUCAAGGUUCAUGCUGGCUGGCGCUAAGUGCCGGAGGAGCAGCCGAGAGGGCAGGAGUACCCACAGGAGCGCGGCUGCUAGAAGUGAACGGGGUCAGUGUGGACAAGUUCACCUAUAACCAACUCAGCAGGAAGCUUUGGCAGAGUGGAGAGCAGGUGACCCUGCUGGUGGCAGGGCCAGAAGUAGAAGAACAGUGUCGCCAGCUGGGAAUGCCCCUCGCCGCCCCGCUGGCAGAGGGCUGGGCACUGCCCGCCACGCCCCGCUGUCUGCACCUGGAGAAGGGGCCCCAGGGCUUCGGGUUCCUGCUCCGGGAGGAGAAGGGUCCCGAUGGCCGCCUUGGACACUUCCUGUGGGAGGUGGACCCGGGACUUCCGGCUGAGAAGGCUGGGAUGCAGGACGGAGACCGGCUGGUGGCUGUGGCUGGGGAGAGCGUGGAGGGGCUGAGCCACGAGGAAACAGUGUGCAGAAUCCGAGCACAGGGCACUUACGUGUCCCUCAUUGUCCUCGACCCUGAGGCUGACCGCUUCUUUAACAUGGUUCGCCUGUCACCUCUCCUCUUCUUGGAGAACAAGGACACUGCUGCCUCCUCCCGGGAUCCUCACUCAACAUCUCGGACUGAGACUGAGGACCUACCAGUGAAAGACACAGCCUUGACUCCCUGCCCUGCUGGGUGCCGCCAGUGUUUCCUAUACCCUGGGCCUGGUGGUGGCUAUGGCUUCCGACUCAGCGGUGUGGCCAGUGGACUUUGUCUGUUUGUCUCUCAGGUGACUCCAGGAGGCUCAGCUGCCAGAGCAGGGCUGGAAACAGGAGAUGUGGUUCUGGAAGUGAAUGGGUGUGCUGUGGGCGGAGACAAAGGCCCAGAAAGGCUGCAGCAGCUGUCUGAGGCCGAGCCACCCCUCUGCCUGACGCUGGCAGCCAGGACUCAGCAGAGCUUAGAAGCCUGGAUUUCCCCAGGGUCUGGAGAGGACUGGGCUCCCACCAGUCUAUAAACCGUUCUGCUUGGCACAGAUCUACUGAAUGGCUUUCCUGUCUUCAGGCUGCAGCCUAAGACACUAGGGAUCAUCUCACAAGAUACCACCUUGAGAGAUACGAACACCACCACUCAUGGGACAAACCCACGAUUGCCCCAGGGUCCCUCACUUCAUGGGCCUACCUCCCAGCAGAGAGCAUGCUCAGAGAUUUCAGGUGGCCUAGUGGGGAGUCUGAGGCCCCAGUGCUUAGUGUGUGUGGAGCUUUGGAGAGCUGCACCUCAAGGAAGAAGUUCUUCAUGAGAAAGGAGAGCCUUGGGGGACUGCCUGGGAUUGAAGCCUUCUGGAACUUGCUCUAGAUAUGACUCCAGCAUGCUAUUGCUCAAAAAUUUGAAGACCACCUCUGUCCUGCUUCUGUGGACACCUUAGGAUUGUGGAGGCAGGUGCCUGGUCACUGUUGGUUGAAUCUUGUUAGAAAAAAUAGCCUUUUCCAAGGCUGGGGAUGUAGCUCCAUGGUAGAGCGCUUAUGUAGCACAC